Messenger RNA from Drosophila serrata, 1389 nucleotides. RefSeq lists its product as uncharacterized. NCBI's taxonomy places the organism in Eukaryota, Metazoa, Arthropoda, Insecta, Diptera, Drosophilidae. The record is from RefSeq and is a predicted model, not a curated record.
AUGUCCUUGGGCCUGAUGUCGAAUCAGCAGAGUUUUCCACAACACCAGCAGCAGCAGCAGCAGCAACAACAUCCGCUGCUGUCAGCCAUUUCGGGAAAUAAUUAUGAUCAAACGCAGCGCGUGCAUUACUAUCCCAACCACUAUUACCCCAGCAACUACUUUCCGAACCAUUACCACAUCGGCCAACACGGCAUCCAUGGGCACCAGGGUCUGGGCCAGCUGGGACAACUGGGCCAGCAGGGACGACCGUCGCUUUUGGCGGCUGCCAGCAACCACAACGGUGCUUAUACGGCCAUGUCGGGAGGCAGUGGACACUCUGGCUACGGCGCCAUCGAGCCGUCCAUUGAGUACGAGCUGCAGCAUGACCCGCCCACGGGCAGCUUCUCCUCCUACCAUCCCAGUGCCGGCAGUGCGCCCGCAUAUCCGCCACCGCACCACCAUCAACCGCCACCGCAUCCGCAUCCGCCUCCACAGCCGGCGCCGUCCAAGUCGUCAAAGAAAUCGAAGAAGAGCACCGGCUCCGUGAUGAACGCCCUGACGCUGCUCUCGUUCUUCUUCUUCGUGAACAUGCUGCAGAACUGCCUGAAGGAUCACAUAGCGGACAUGAAUCCCACUGUGAUGGUGCUCACCGCCAGCGGCACUCGCAACCGAUUCAACAAAUUAGCCGAGAUGAACUCACGCGAACAGACCUCCACCACGGCCACGGAAUCGGUGGCAGAGUCGGAGUCGCAGGCGGCGUCAUCUUGGAAUCAGGCUGCCUUAGUUCCGGCUGCUGAGUCCAGUGCGCCGCCACUGCCCUCCAUUGUUGUGCCCACGGUGGUACUGCAAUCGCCCUAUAGCGGGGUACCAGCUCCGACUAAUAAGCCCCACCAUCACCACCACCACCACCACCACCGACCGCACCCAGACCCUUACCAGAGCCACCACAUCAAUGAUGAUGAUUAUAAUUACGGGCAGAGAAGACCUCCGACUCUGCGUCCCCAUACCGCUGAUGAUUUCUAUCCUAAUCGCACACACAUCGACCAAUCCUCCCGGCCCGACUUUGAGUCGGAGCCCGGGUCCGAUUACUAUCAGCACCACUACAAUCCGUACUCGUAUACGGGCACGACGAACUCCCGCCACGGCAGUCGGCAUCCUUGGUCUUAUGGCCGGCAGCGUUACUCAUCCGCACCGUGGUCUUCAGCUUCGUUGGGCGCUCAGUCGGGCGUGAGCUCUUACUUGGAUAAUGCCCAGCGACGGCAAGGUGAUGAUGACGCUGGCAAUGGCCAUGGCUAUGGGUAUGGACAUGGGUAUGGCUAUGGGUAUGGGAAUGACGAUGAGGAUGACGACGACGAUGGUCAGCAGCGGCGACGCGACGAUGCUUUCUAUACUCGCACACGCAUUAAUUGA